Molecule: messenger RNA, 2049 nt
Organism: Alternaria infectoria
Lineage: Eukaryota; Fungi; Ascomycota; Dothideomycetes; Pleosporales; Pleosporaceae
Exons: 8
Coding region: 1-2049 (682 amino acids)
Biological process (GO): intracellular potassium ion homeostasis; potassium ion import across plasma membrane
Cellular component (GO): plasma membrane
Molecular function (GO): high-affinity potassium ion transmembrane transporter activity
Source: RefSeq, a predicted model, not a curated record
AUGUGGAAGCCGCCAAUCAACUUCAUUACGCUGCAUUAUGCAUACAUUCUCAGUUUCGGGAUUCUGGCCCUGAUCAUCAUCUAUCCCUAUGGCAAUCUCUCGGCUAUCGAUGCGUACUACUUCGGUGUCAGCGCGUCGACUGAAUCUGGCUUGAACCCUGUUGAUGUCAAGGCUCUCAAGACAUACCAGCAGAUCUUUGUUUACAUCACGCCUAUCGUUACAAAUCUGGGAUUCAUCAAUGUACUCGUCGUCGUUGUGCGACUACGCUGGUUCAAGCAGAAGCUCAAGGGCAUUGCGGCGGCACACAGUAGGCCCAAGAGCUUGCAGCUGUCUAUGAGUCGGGCUCAAACAAUCGACAAUACCGCCGAUACACGAAAGAUCGAGGAGGGUCUCACCGGCGAGACCACGGUCUCGGAAAAGAAGCCUGUUACCACUACAGACGAGUCGAACGACCAACCUUCCGCUCCUGCUCCUCGCAUCACGUUCGCCCCAGAUCCUCGACCUCAUGUCAACGAAAAAGGCGCGUUGUAUGUCCCUGGUCCGCGAGAACGUGAUAAUGGCGAACACAUCACUUCGAUGUCAGAUGAGGAAAGCGAAGACGAAGAUGAAGAUCGCAUCAAGCCCGUCGCAGAGUCAAGCAACCCACUGCGUCGCCUGCGGUCAGAGACAAGAAGUAUGAACACGCGUACCAUGAGCAAGGCUACCUCCGUAGACCGCGCUGUAUCCUCCAUCUUCGUUCUCGGAAGUACCGCAAGCGGCGCCCGUCGUAGCGAAGACAAGCCGGCACGCAAGACACCCACCAUUGACCUGAGCUCCAUGACCCGGGAAGAGUUGGGUGGUGUUGAGUAUCGCGCGCUGCAGGUCCUGCUCAAGGUCACCAUUGGAUACUUUGUCGGCCUACACACACUGGGAGUCGUUUGCCUACUCCCAUGGAUCCACAACGCACCUGCUAAAUAUCAAGACUACCUCGCAUCACAGGGUCAAGAUAAGACGUGGUGGGCGUUCUACUCCGCUCAAACCAUGGUCGACAACCUCGGCCUAACCCUCACACCCGACAGCAUGGUCACCUUCCGCGACGCCACCUGGCCCAUGCUAGUAAUGUCCUUCCUCGCCUUCGCCGGCAACACAUUCUACCCAGUCUUCCUCCGCCUGCUCAUCUGGUCCAUCUACAAAAUCGCACCCGCCGCUUCUUCCCUCAAAGAAUCCCUGCGCUUCCUCCUCGACCACCCGCGCCGAUGCUACACCCUCCUUUUCCCCAGCACCGCCACCUGGAUCCUCGCCUCCAUCCUUUUCGCCCUAAACUUCAUCGACACCCUCCUCAUCAUCGUCCUCGAUCUCGACAACCCCGAAGUAAACAGCCUACCCGUCGGUCCCCGCAUCCUCGCCGCUAUCUUCCAAUCCGCAUCCUCGCGCCACACUGGUACCGCGACCUUCAAUCUCGCCGCCGUCAAUCCAGCUGUUCAGUUCAGUCUGUUAGUCAUGAUGUACAUUUCCAUCUACCCCAUCGCCAUCAGCAUACGCAUGAGCGAGAGCUACGAGGAGAAAUCCGUGGGUCUCUACGCCGGGGAUGAGAAUCUCGAUGAGCAGAAGGGGGGCAAGACGUACCUCAUCAGCCAUAUGCGGAACCAACUCAGUUUCGAUUUGUGGUAUAUCUUCUUGGGCGUUUUCAUGAUUUGUAUUGCUGAGAGCGAUAGGAUUAUGAGUCAGGAGGACUAUGCUUUCAACGUCUUCGCCAUCUUCUUCGAAGUCGUAUCUGCGUACGGUAACGUCGGUCUUUCGCUUGGUCACCCUUCGAAUCUCACGUCGCUGUCUGGCCACUUCAACACGUUUGGCAAAGUGGUGAUUUGCUUCAUGAUGCUGCGUGGUAGACAUCGCGGUCUGCCUUAUGCGCUUGAUCGGGCGAUCAAUUUGCCUCAUGACCUCAUUACGGAGGAUGAACAGGAGGACAAGUAUAGAGAUGAAGAUACCACGACGGCUGGGGGCGUUAGUGGGUCUGCGAGCGAGAGUGAGGGGAGAGGGAGGAAGAUGAUGAAGAGUUUUACGCAGUAA